AUGACCAAUGUCUACCUGGAGCCCCCUGGGGAGGUGCCAAAUGCCCACCUGGACACACCUUGGAGGUGCCCAGCGCCCACCUGGAGCCCCCCAGGUGCUCGUGGCCAGGAGGACCCGGUGCCCGCGGUGGGGGUGGGGGCACCUGCACACCUGUACCCGCAGGCCAUGGAGGCUCCCCUGGAGGCCCCCGAGGAUGAUGAAGAUGAAGAUGAGGAUGAGGAGCAGGUGGCAGAGGCUCAGGAGCGCCUCCUGCAGGCGCUGAUGGCGCGCACGGCGCGGGAGCUGCCCCAGCGGGAACUGGAGCAGGACUGGGCCGUACUGGGAGAACUGGGCAGCGGCUCCUACGGCCGGGUGCUGCUGGCCGAGCCCCGGGAUGGAGGUGCGCGCGUGGCGCUGAAGCUGCUGUCCAAGGAGCGCACGGCCAGGUGCGGCUUCCUGCGGGAGUUCUGCACUCACCUGUGCCUGCGGGGGGCGCUCACCUGUGUCCAGGUGCUGCCGCUCGCCUUCGAGACCCCCACGGAGUUCGGCUUCGCCCAGGAGCUCGCACCUGCCGGGGACCUGUGCGGCCUCCUCACACCUGGGGCCAUGGAGGCUCCCCUGGAGGCCCCCGAGGAUGAUGAAGAUGAAGAUGAGGAUGAGGAGCAGGUGGCAGAGGCUCAGGAGCGCCUCCUGCAGGCGCUGAUGGCGCGCACGGCGCGGGAGCUGCCCCAGCGGGAACUGGAGCAGGACUGGGCCGUACUGGGAGAACUGGGCAGCGGCUCCUACGGCCGGGUGCUGCUGGCCGAGCCCCGGGACGGAGGUGCGCGGGUGGCGCUGAAGCUGCUGUCCAAGGAGCGCACGGCCAGGUGCGGCUUCCUGCGGGAGUUCUGCACUCACCUGUGCCUGCGGGGGGGGCUCACCUGUGUCCAGGUGCUGCCGCUCGCCUUCGAGACCCCCACGGAGUUCGGCUUUGCCCAGGAGCUCGCACCUGCCGGGGACCUGUGCGGCCUCCUCACACCUGGGGUGGGUCUCCCGGAGCCGCAGGUGAAGCGCUGCGCCGCCCAGGUAUCGUCCGCCCUGUCUUACCUGCACGGCCACGCCCUGGUGCACCGCGACCUGAAGCUGGACAACGUCCUGGCCUUCGACCGCGAGUGUCACCUGGUCAAGCUCGGCGACUUCGGCCUGACGCGCGUGCUGGGCUGGCAGGUGCGGCCGGCGCGCAGCCCCGCCCCUUACGCCGCACCUGAGCUGUGGCACCUGCGCGCAGGUGAGGCGCGGCUGCGGCUGGAGCCCGCGCUGGACACCUGGGCGUUCGGCGUGCUGCUCUUCGCGCUGCUCACCGGCCGCUUCCCCUGGAGCUCACCUGCGCGCUCCGACCCCGCCUUCCGCCGCUUCCGCACCUGGCACGGCCGCACCUGCGCAGGCCAUGGAGGCUCCCCUGGAGGCCCCCGAGGAUGAUGAAGAUGAAGAUGAGGAUGAGGAGCAGGUGG
Molecule: messenger RNA, 1469 nt
Organism: Catharus ustulatus (Swainson's thrush)
Lineage: Eukaryota; Metazoa; Chordata; Aves; Passeriformes; Turdidae
Exons: 7
Coding region: 1-1437 (478 amino acids)
Biological process (GO): peptidyl-threonine phosphorylation; peptidyl-serine phosphorylation
Molecular function (GO): ATP binding; protein serine/threonine kinase activity
Source: RefSeq, a predicted model, not a curated record